Trichomonas vaginalis G3 is the source of this 2175-nucleotide messenger RNA. Its product is annotated as adaptor complex subunit beta family member family. The transcript has a single exon. The record is from RefSeq and is a predicted model, not a curated record. Gene Ontology annotation, molecular function: clathrin binding. Lineage: Eukaryota; Parabasalia; Trichomonadida; Trichomonadidae. Gene Ontology annotation, cellular component: clathrin adaptor complex; membrane coat. The coding region runs from base 1 to 2175 and encodes 724 amino acids. Gene Ontology annotation, biological process: vesicle-mediated transport; intracellular protein transport.
AUGGCAUUACCAUACAACCUCCAGUGGGCCCGUGAUGACCUUGACAAAGCUUUGACCAAGUUCGAUGUCAUCGGCGUUAGAGCCGGUCUCCAAGAAGUGCUUACACAGCUUUCUCUUGGUGUAGAUGUCUCUCCACUUCUUGGAUCAGUCAUCUGCGCUUCAGAAGCACACGAUAUUCCAUGCAAGCGUAUGGUCUACACAAUCCUCACAUCAAUCGCAUGCAAAGACCCAGAAACAUCAAUUCUCGUCACAAACUCUUUACUCAAAGAUUGUUCUUCCAACAACCCAAUCGUUUGCGGCAUGGCUCUUCGUGCUAUCUGCGAUAUCAAAGUUGCUACAAUGGCUGACGAGCUUCCAAAGAUCAUCGCUAUCGGUUUGGCAAAUUCUAACCCAUAUGUUCGUCGUAUGGCGGUUUUAGCUACAAUCCACCUGAACAAGGUUGCUCCACAAGCAAUCAAGGAGAAGGGUAUUGUCAACAGACUCUACGAGUUACUCCGCGACAGAGAUCCACAGAUUAUCUGUAAUUCCCUCUUUGCCCUUUCCGACAUUCUCAAGGACGAAGGCGGCAUCAACUUCGAUAUGAAGCUCAUCCACCACCUUGUUAACUCCCUUCCAAAGUUCUCCGAAUGGGCUCAAUCCGAAGCUCUUCAAGUCAUCUCCAAGUACACACCCGAUUCCGAUAAGGAGCGUUUCGACAUCAUGAACAUUGUCGAUCCAUACCUUUCCUCUGCUUCCGCUUCAGUUCUUGUUGCAGCAACCAAGGUUUUACUUGCUCUUACAGAUUCCAAGCAAGACCUCCAGCGCCAAGUUGUCCAGAGAGUUAUUCCUAAGUUCAUUACCCAUACAUCCGCAGCUUCCCCAGAAGUUCAGUACUCCAUCUUCAAACAUUUACACGUCAUGGCCAGGAGAUUCCCAGCCGCCUUCAAACCACACAUCCCACACUUCCUCGUCGCUUUCAACGAUACACCAUACAUUGCCGAGUGCAAAUUCGAAAUUCUCAAGAUCAUUACGGACGAAGUCUUCGCCCGCGAUGUUAUUGAGACCACCGCCAGAUACGUCCUUCUCGAGAAGCCAUAUACAAUCGAAGCAAGUAUCAAACUCCUCAGAGAUCUUGCUCUUUCCAUCAAUGGUGCCAUCAAGUUCGUCAUCAUGAAGUUCCGCUCUUUCUUCGACAUGAAGCGCAAGAACCUCAUCAACCAGUGCCUCAUUGUCCUUCCAGAUCUCAUGCGCCGGGUCCCAUCCGCUCUUCCAGAACUCGUUGCCCUCAUUCCAUCAGAGCCACCGUCAGAUCUCAGUGGCCCAGCUCUCGCCGCCUACGCAUGGAUCCUUGGCGAGUACGGUGACAAAGUUGCCGACUCAGUCUACUGCUUGGAGCACGUCAUGCUCAAGUUCUGGGACGACAAGAAGUCCACAAAGACAGCCAAUCCAAGUGCAUUGCCAUCCGCACACGAUGAGCAGUCAAUGAUGAAGAUUUCAUUGAUGACAUCACUUGCCAAGCUUUUGUUUGUCACACCAGGUGAAGCGCGCCCUGUUUUAGCUGCAGCACUCGCAAUGGGACUUCAUGAUGCACAUCCAGGUGUUAAAGCACGCGCUCACUUCUUGUUCCAGCUCCUCAAACAGGACAUCGACGCUGCAAGAGCCGCUUUACUCACAGCGAAGACAUCAACAGAACCAUUCGUUGAAGACGCUGAUGCAGAGAACAUCGAUAUGGUGUUCGAUGAAUACAACACAUUCUCGGUUGUUUUCGACAAGCCAGAAAGCGACUGGAACGUCAAACCAGAGGAAAUCGAACUGGAAGUCGAUGAGGAAGAAGAGGAAGGCGAAGGACACAAACUCGAGGAAAUCAACGAUGAGAUGACAAUCUCUCCAGAACAGUUCGAAGAGAUGUGGGGAUCUGAAGAAGGAAUUGUCACUGUUGAGGACUCAAUUUCUCUCGGUUACGAGUUGGAACUCGACUCAUUCGCUGAAGCUGUCGAAGAGGCAAACAUCAGAAUCAUCGCAAAGGGUUCGAACGAUGAAGGAAACACAAUCUUCGCUUACGGUUACGUUGAUGGAAAUGUUGCUCUCACUCAGUGCAUCGAGAAAGAGGGAGAAAUGUCAUUCUCAAUCAAGGCUGAAACAGAGGAAAUCGCUAACCAGUUCAAGGACUUCUGGCUUGAAUUCUUCAACGAGUAA